Protopolystoma xenopodis is the source of this 1266-nucleotide messenger RNA. Lineage: Eukaryota; Metazoa; Platyhelminthes; Monogenea; Polystomatidea; Polystomatidae. The record is from the annotation of a GenBank genome assembly.
UCUCCUAACUUGUCCAGCUUUCUGAGCCGGCCGAACCCUCCUUGUGAAACACUUGAUUCCAGACAAGGAACGGACAGUUCCAUUCUUCUUAGCAAAAAUGCCUUACCCAUUGCUAAUUCUGAAUCUCCCAUAUUAUUCGAUUCCGUUGCCAAUGUUACUGGCUCUGUUCGUCUGCGGGGAAUCCUCGAGGUGAUUACAGUCUGCUCUGCUCGUCACGAGAGCCCCAGAGAUUGCCGCAGCUGUUCAAGAGCCCUAUACCAGUCUGCUUCCUUAUAUAGCUCUAUUGGUGAACCUCAAACAAGCUAUUCUCGGGCCCCACAACCAAAACCUUGUUACCAUUCCUCCGGAUUAUCUACGUCAUCCCCUGACUCUCCUGUCUGUUUGGCCGACUUGAUUAUCGCAUACUUCGCACUCCGCUUCGACCUCCUGUCAUCUUCUGUCUGGUCAGCUCGACUUGGACUACCCCUAGGCCGCCAUCUCCUCGAGGCCACCAUCCGACACCCAGCCACUGCAAGUGCCUCUAUCAUCAAUGCUGCUGAGCUUUUUGGUCAUUCAGCUGAUGAUAUCCUAUCCGCCUUGACUUCAUCUUCUGCUCCUUUAGUGGAUAAGCCCUUGUUACCCGGCCUUUCUCUUAGUGAAUGCAGUAAUCACUCACUGAACUCGCUUAAAUCUGGAUUGGCUACGACUUUGCCAGCUGCUCCUCCGGCCAGUUCGAGCAUGGCCGGACUAACCAAUAUCCGUGUGAGUACGCAGAUGCAGGCUGUCACGUGUCUCUCGCAUUUGGCUCGUCUGACCCCACUGUCAUUUCUGCAACCGCUGCGGAUUGACUUAUGCUUAGACGGCUGGGAUGGUAGACCGGGACUCGUAGCAAAUAACCAGGCACCCUCUGGUGUUUCAAGUCUAAUCAAUCAGAGCGUUGACUGGCCAAAUGCAGUUGAUAUGCUGGAUCACCUUGUGCAUCAUGCGGAUCCUCAGUUGCGUGGACAGGCCUGUGUUGUCGCCGGCCAUCUGAUUUCCGCUCUUUGCCAUCGGCUUAUGGCUACUCAGUUCUUCCACUUGCCGUCGCCAACCAUAGACACAGAUUUUCAGACUGUUAUUUCCGACCCAGCAAGACGCAGUGGCAUUCAGCUCGAACAGCCACUUAGGAAUUUGGAGUUGGGUAAAAAUCUGAGCGAAACUGACGUGUUGGCUAACAUGUAUCGACUUUUCGGUUUCAUCGAGCAUAUUCUUGAAGAUCAGGUAAUGGAUGCUUCAUAUCUAGCCUAA